UUGACAUCGUGUGUAUUAUUUUGUUGGUGAUUGCCUGGAUUCCAAAACAGAAAAACGAGGAGAAAGAGAGGAAAAAAAAUGUCUUCACAAUAUUGACGUGUUGUGGCGAUAUGUACACAUUGUGUGUGAGAGAGAGAGUGAGGGACUCGUUUCAUCCAAUGGUUUUAUGAACUAAUUUGGGAUUAUUUUUGUUGUAUCGUUGUAAUCGUUCACAAAGUUCAUGGUGCUCACGUUCUCUCUCGCUCUCGUGUGUGUUUCAUAAGUGCGCUGCGAUUUUUCUUAUUAUCAUCGCUGUCGACGACGACGACGACGACGACAACGACGACACAAUUUCGUACAAUGUGUGAUACGAAAUAAUUUUUUGUUGGAUUACAUUCUAUCGUAAUUUUUUGUUCAUUUUGUUCGUCUCUUUAUUUUUGUUCCCUCGCUCAAAGAGAUAUAGAUGUCAUAAGAGAGCAGUAGCAGCAGCAGAAAAAAAAACAUAUAGCUAUUGUGAGUGCUUGUGUAUUUGUGCAUAUUCAUGACCGAGGCAGGCAAGCAGGCAGCACAACGAUAUGAAGGAAAAUUCUUUUAUCGUUGUAUUUGUGAACACUGUAUGUGAAUGUGUCACAUUUGGUUAAAUUUAACAAAUUUCAUUGACUUUGAUACAAAAUCUACACAAGAGAAGGAAAAAAAACUAUCGUUCAUUUUUCUACUGUGAAUUUCAACGAGACGACGGCACACACCGAAAUUCUUUUUUGUUAUUCCAAAGACGGGAAAAAUAAACAAAUAGUUGAAAAUGUUAAAAUGAUUCGUGCCCAACUGAAAAAAAAACGAUUUUCUGAUUUGAUUAACAGGCAACGUGAGUUUGUAUGAGUGAGUGUUUUCGACAAUUUUGAUUGUUGCAAAAAUAAAGGCGCGAACCAAUUCUUCGCCUGUUUGUGUGCUCUGAAACGGAUUAUUCGUACAAAUAUGUUGGUGUAGCUGAGUUUUUUUUCGCUCUGUCUCUCGUUUUUUUUUGACUUCAUUGAAAAAAAUGCAUAUUUUCAUUCUGAUUUUUUUUUCUUUUUUAAAUCGGUGGUUCUUCAUCACUUGAGCGAAUGAACUCAUGAAUUAUGUGAAUGUUAUUUGCACGGGCGAGUUGAAAUAAGUACCCUAACCGAUUGGCAAUAUGUGCAGUUCACAACAACAAAAUCCCAAUUUACAUAAUAGAUUUUUCGAAUACCCGUUCCGAAUCAACCAGUCACAAUAUGGUGUGUUGAUGAAAUUUCGUUCCCAUUUUCCGCCCAGCCAAAAUGAUUAAAUUGCCUGUAAACAGACACACCAACACGCACAACAUUCCAUAUCAAUUAUAUCCAGUUUGCUCCGCACUUCCUCGGUGUGUAUGCUUUAUUUUACAUUGAUAUCCACCACACACUGUUGGCGAUUAUCCAUCGUUUCGGGGGAAAAAAGCGGUUGAAAAUUGAACGAACCGAUUCAUAAUUGGAUGCAAAGGAAUUUAAGUGAAUUGAUGAGAAACAAAUAUCGAACCUAGACAACAUGUGGGAUUUGAAGAAAAAAAUUAGCCCAAAAUAUGUGUUGAAUGAGGAAAAUGUGGCAUUUCUUAUUAUCAGUAGCUGUGUUCAUGUAUGAAGUGUAUGCGCGUUUGUGUGAGUAGUUCGUUUUAUCCAUGCACCUUAUCUAUGGUUUAUGAGUGCAAUCAUUCCAUAUGCCAAAACGGAAUGAAAACAAUGCCCGUUUCCAAGAGUUGUAAUCAACAAAAAAAAGUUGUGCGAAUAUUUAGCGGGAGAAUUUCUAUAGCAGCUCCAUCGAAAACGUCGUUCGUGAAAUCGGUUCAGAAAUGAGAAAACGGAAUUUUUAUUUUGUGUGUACGUUGACGGAAAGAUACCAAACAAAAAGUAUGUUCUCGUUUUGUUCGUUGGCCACUCGAAACUUAGUAAUUAUUUGCGUGUCUCACGGUGCGGGGGAAAAAUCUAGUGUGUUUAGAUAUCAAUUGAGUGAAUACAAAGACGAUUCAAACGAAGUGAAAACCAGAGAGAUACAAAUAAACAGAAGAAAGAUUAAAAAAAAAAACUUUGAAUUCUGGCAGUUCAAGUGGGAAAGGAAAGAGAGAGUGAACGAUUAAGUGGGCAAAAAGCGGUGAGCCGAUUGGUGCAAAGAUACGAGUGGUGGCAACACGGUUGCUAUGGAAAGCAACAUGGUCGAAGAAAAUGGUAAUUCGAGCCUCGAUCCAUUGGGCGGUGAAUCGGCAUCUGGACACAAUAAUACCGACGACAAUUCAACACAUCAGUCGCAACAAUCACAGCUAUCCUCAGCGUUGCAUCAUCAUCAACCGCAACAACAACAUCAACAACAGCAACAGGACGCGUCGCCAUCGGGCGCUGUUUUGGCAACGUCAGCGAACAUUGUACAAUUUAUUCCAACCCAAAGCGUUCAGGCUCAAUCUGUAAUACAGGCCAAUCAAUCGUCGGUCAUACAAACAGCAGCUAAUCUACAGCCAUUACUGGGGAAAGGUGUUUUGUAUGUGAACAAAGGAAAUUCAGUCAUACACACAGCGCCUGGUAUCCAAGUUCAGAUCAAACCGGAACCGCAUUCGCUAGCAAAUCAAGUGCAUGCCACAGAUACGAACAGUGAUAACGACAGCAUGAGCGACGAUGAUUCGCUAAAACGACGAAGGGAUUUGCUGACACGACGGCCAUCAUACCAUAGAAUUCUGAAAGACAUCACGGGCCCCGACAUUGCUGGUAAUUAUAAAUUACUUCCAACAUCUGCGCUACAAAUUGCCGGCGUGCAAAGUGCCGAUGGCUUACAUGCGAUACAAACGGGUGGCAGCGGUGGAACUAUCGUGCAAUACGCGGCACAAAAUCCGGAUGGACAAUUUUUCGUACCUGCAGAAGACCAAUCACGAAAACGUGAGAUUCGAUUGCAAAAGAAUCGAGAAGCAGCUCGUGAAUGUCGUCGCAAAAAGAAGGAGUAUAUAAAGUGCCUGGAAAAUCGUGUUGCCGUAUUAGAGAAUCAAAAUAAAGCGCUAAUUGAGGAGCUGAAGUCAUUAAAAGAGCUCUAUUGCCAGCAGAAAACCGAUUGAGAGAUGACUUUAUCAUCAUCAACAACAACAGCAACAACAUCCAAAUCGUUCGAAAUACCGUUAAAAGCCGACAACAAAAUUCGAAAUUUUAAAAGUGAAGGGAAUGAAUUGAGGAUGCGAUGUUCAGUGUAUUUUUUACGUAUUUUUUAAUGUUAAGCUGAUAACAAACCAUCUUGAAUAGUGAGAAUUUUGAAAUAGAGACACAACACAGAGUACUACUACAGUCAAGCUAUUCGAGCACUAUCAACAGCACCACCACCACCACCACCAUCAUCAUCAUCUAAAGCAACGACAGUUGUCCACGGCUAACCGGAUAUGUGUGUUGCUCUUCUUUUCGGUCUUGAUUUCAUUUUCUCAAUCUCAUUGAACCAACAAAAAAAACAAAAAUGAAAUUUGCACAUAUGUUUUCCAUCGACAAUUUCGAACAGUUCCAAUUAUCUUCUUCAUCGCUACACACCCUAGCAAUGUUCUGCUACAGACCGAUUUGCAUUCUUACUUUUUAUUUCUUCUUCUUCUUCUUUUUUUAAUUAUUAUUAUAUUGAGAGAAAAAAAUCAUGUUUCUUUGGUAGUUUUAAGGAAGAAAACAAUUAUUAUAAAUGUAUGUAUAAAGAGAUAUAUGUAUAUUUGAAAGAAAACGACACAUUUGAAAAAAAAAAUCUUUGAAAAAAAUAUGGAAUAUUUUUAUUACGCAUAAAAGUUAUAUAUUUAAAGAGUGAGUGAAUGAAAGUGGCACAGACAGAUACAGAGAGCGAUCGAAAGUUAUUAGUAAAAAUGCAAAUGGAUUUUAAUGAAUUAAAAAAAUGAAUCUAUAUAUAUAUAUAUUGAUUAGAUAUUUUGGGAAAUCAAAUUUGAAUUUGCAGCUCGGUGUUUCUUUUGUUUUUGGUAGAUUUCAUUUGAAACCAUUGAAUUUCGAACCAUAUAUAGCCGAUCGAUAUGUUUUUAAAAUCAGAACUAAGUCACAUUGUCCGCGAGAAAUGUUGUCAAACGAAAGGGAGAAAACAAACGAAAUAUGGAGAAAGAGAGUAUGUGAUGGUUGAACGCUUCCUUGGAAAAAUGUGUCCAAAACGUUGUUGAAAUAGCGUAUGAGGCUGGUUGAUUAAAUCGACUGGGCCUUGAACCGAAAAACCAUGUACCAUUUUUAUGUUACCCAUUUAUCUCAUAGCUAUGAAAGUCAUAUCUUUGCAUUGUUCUCUGCUGAUGCUUCUGGUUCUCCGACACUGACACACACACACACACACACACAUCCCAGGCUCCCUGAACAACACAGUGUCUCAACUAAUGUUGAAUCAACGGGCGUCCAAUCGCAUUCAGAACCGAACACACUGUUUUAACGAAGAAUAUUAUUUAAUGAGAAUAAAAAAAAAAUGUAAAUAAGAAUUGUCAUAGUUAAAACCAUUUCAAAUUACCACAAGAAAAAAACAGCAAAGAGUUGAAAAAACCGUUAGAAAAACACGUCUUAAGAAGAAUAAAAACUCUUAUAUUUGUACAAAAUAAACUGUAAGUUUGAAUGAAGAGAACGAUUUAUUGAGGAUUUUAUUAUUAUGUGUGACGAAAGAAAAAGAAAAAAAAAACAAACCAAUAUUGUAAACGAAACACAAAACGCUCUUUUUUGUAAAUAGAGGUAAACAGGACUUAAUGCAUUAAAAUACAAACAAAAACUAGACUAAAUUGUGAAGUAUCGCCAAUUUUUAGUUGGAACUCUGUCAAACCCGAACAAGAAAACAAGAACUAAUGGCAUAAAAGAAUGAAUAACACUGUUUCUGUUGAACAAGUAAAAUUGA
Molecule: messenger RNA, 4845 nt
Organism: Sitodiplosis mosellana (orange wheat blossom midge)
Lineage: Eukaryota; Metazoa; Arthropoda; Insecta; Diptera; Cecidomyiidae
Gene: CrebB
Product: cyclic AMP response element-binding protein B
Exons: 6
Coding region: 2165-3064 (299 amino acids)
Biological process (GO): regulation of transcription by RNA polymerase II
Cellular component (GO): nucleus; transcription regulator complex
Molecular function (GO): RNA polymerase II cis-regulatory region sequence-specific DNA binding; DNA-binding transcription factor activity, RNA polymerase II-specific; protein binding
Source: RefSeq, a predicted model, not a curated record